AUGACAGCUGAAAAAGUGAACGAUUUCUUGAAAAGAAUCGACGAUUCAAUUGCUGAGGAUAAUUCUUUCGAGAAAAUUAAUUCAUUAUUUGAUGAGGUUUCGUUGUUGUUAAAAAAACUGGAGGUUGAAGACGAGUCAUCGUAUAUCGAAGCAAAGCAUCAAUAUCACACCAAAAGAUCGUCGUGCUUAAAAUUCUUCGGGAAAAUUGAAGAAGCCAAACAGGAAGAAACUUUAGCUGUUCGCUAUGGAUCAAAAUUAGUGAAGCCAAAUCCAACAAAUACUUCUAUACCUUCAUCAAAACAAGAAAACGAGGAUGAAUUGACAUUGCCCAUACUUUCGGACGCUAAAACAGUUGUUCAAGUGUGUUUCAAGGAUUUCCAAGAACAUAGAUUACUUUCCGAUCCAACUCUUCGACCAACAGUGAAUGAAUUAAAAACUUUGCUUAAUGAGUAUCUCAGUCAUAAUGAAAUUCAUUUAUUUGAGCAAUUCGAUUCCUUAGAACGAUUACAAUUACGAAUGAUUCGCGUGACAAAAUUAUUUCAAGACGAAAUUAUUCUCAAUAACAAAACAAAUGACAAUACAGAACAAUCAUUAACGAGUGAUGAAAUCAAUUCUGAGGAUCCGGUAACAGAAGUUUUAUUUCUUCUUGUAAGCCUUCAAAAAUCAAUUGAUAAUUGUUUAAAUGCAUAUCGAAGAAGCUUUUUUCGAUUCCUCUUAAUGCAUAAAGGAAGUUUACGCGAGAUUUUAUUUUCGAAUAUUCCGUUAACACAAGAACGAAUUCGUUCUCACGCGAGAAAAUUAUUGAAAAUCUUUCAUCCCGAUAAAACAACAAAUGAAACUGAGAAAAAUGAUUUUCGGGAAAUCUUCCACUGCAUCAUCAGUUGUAAAGACGAUUUAUUAAAUGAAUUAACACAAAAUGGGACAAUCUGUGACAAAGAACUGAUUCGAAGAUACACUGCUGAGGGACAAAAGUUAUGGGAAAUUGCUCGCGAUUAUAGUCGAGCAAGAAAUAACAAUUGGAAAGACUGUGUUCAUUUGAAAGAAGAUCAAUUGAAAAAUCGAACAGAAGCAGAACUAAGAAAACUUCAAAAAACAUACUCUUUAUUAGCAUAUGAACAGUAUCGUGCAGCUGCGUUAGCACUUGCGAUGAAAGGUUCGGCGGAAGAUCGGAGUGAAUUAAGACGCAUGAUGGCUAUUACACUCUAUACGAGUGAAGAGUAUUUACAAGCACAAAUGUAUACAAUUGCUGCUAUGCACAUUUUAUUAAAUGGAACUGGUAGUCCGGAAAUUACAUCGAAAAUAGUUGAUUUACAAAAACUAUUAGCAAGAAUUCAGAAUAUUCAUCGGCAGCCUACGACAACAUCAAAUACAAAAUUACCAUCUUCAACUCAAGCUGUUUCACUCACCAAUCAGCAAUUGUCAUCAGUUGCGUUGCGAGCGCAAGUCAGAAACGAACUAAGAUCUGUUGUACUUCAACAAUGUUUACUCCGAGGCGAAGAAAAACAAAUUGAAACAUCACAGGAAUUAAUCUUAGCUGCCAAAACCAAAGUCAUGCAAUACGAAGCUCUAACAGUUGCAAUGUGCGGAGCAACCACUCUUGCCGGUAUGGCUACGGGUGCUCAAUUCUAUCAAACCAUAUCAGCAGGAAUUUUGUUAGGCUCAACGGUUGGACCAGUUGGAGUGCUUCUUGGAAUUACUGGAGGACUAAUUAUCGUCGCUGGCGGCGCUCUAUUAACGAAAAAAUCGUUUGAUAUUGCUCGAAAUCUUUCAGAAGAACCAGCAAUACGUAAUAUACUUAAUGAACGAUUACCAAAAGCCAUGGAGUAUUGUACACAACAAAUGUAUAGCGAAUUUCUGCGUCUGUUAGCUUCACCAUACUGGGAGAAUUUAUAUUUGUUAAGAAUCGAAGUCCAUGGAGAUGCAGUAGAAAUUAAAAUUGAUCCUCAACAUAUUAUCAAAGAAUUAUUAAAACAUGAAUUUCGUCCGGAUGGAAUUGCUUAUCUAUUAAUUUUAAUUGGUGAAGCAUUACUCAAUAAACCAAAAUUACUCGCACCAGAAUCGAAAAAUGAAAACGCGAGUCUACGUCAACCAACACAAUCAACAUUUAACGAAUUAGCAUCGAAUUUAUUUCGAGAUGUUUUUCAGAAAAGUUCACAAUUACAAGACAAAGCCAAACAGUUAGAUGCUGAAGUACAGCAAAAGCAUUUAGGCAAUUUAACUUUAAAUAAAUUUCAAUAUUUCUGGCGUUCGGUGGUCUCAUCCAAAUAUUCUUCUUAUGUUUAUUCCAUUCCAGAAGAAUAUUUCAACGAUGCUUUAAAAACUCCAUUUAUAACUCGCCUGGAUGAAUUAGCCGAUAUCGCGCGUUUGAAUUACGCGAUUGUACAAAUCAUUAUCGGUGGAGUUGAUAAUCUAGAUGAGAGUCAAGAAACGAUUUUAGAAAUCAAACGAAAGAAGAUUGUGACAGAAAAUAAUCAAUUUUUCCAAGUAUCACAAUUGACAAUGCAAGCUAUCGAUGAUUUGAUAAUGGCAUUUGGUUUAACACCAAAACCAUUGGUUGAUCAGAAUCUUUUAGCAUUGGAAAAUAAAUUUCUGUAUGAAAAUAUUCAUAUGAUGAUGGAUGGAAAUGUCGCGAUCAAUUGCGAAAAUGUGAAAAGUGUGUCAAACGCAUCACAAGUAUUAGAAGCAUUUGGAGAAUUAUGUGAUAUGAAAAUCAUUUUAAGUCAAAGAGAAUUUACUGACAAAGUUCUCGAUUUGUAUACAAAAAGUGGUGAUGAAGCAUUAAGAACGAGUAUUGAACAUAUGAUGAUUAGCGAUGACAUUCCCAAUCAAGAUAUUAUCGAUUGGUUUGAGAAGUAUCCUGAUCGACAAGAAUGGGUUCUAUGUGAUAAACAUCUUCCGAUAUUGUCAUACUUAUUUAACACAGAAAUUCGUAUUUGUUCAAUUGAGAUCAAUUCAAUAUAUGGAAGAGUAUUUGUUGAACAAAGAAAUGUCAACACUAAUCAGCCAAUUCUUUCAUUUCAUUCGAGUAUUUUUGUCGUGUUGGACGACAAACAAAAAAUCAUAUGUUUAUUUAAAAUUUGCGAAUUAAAAUUGAAUUAUCUUUUUGAUCAAUUACGUUUAUCUCGAGAUAUGCCAUCCGAAAUCCGUAUAUAUCAUCAAAUUGCUCUUCAUUAUCGUUUGAAAGCGGAACAUUAUGAACAUAUUCAUCGGUUAAAAGCUUUACCAAUGUGGAACAAUGCUAAAGACAAUUAUUUGAAUAUAAUUCAAUUGGAUCCCAAUGAUUUAUUCGCGUCACUUGGCUACGGACGUUGUCUUAUUAUGCUCAGUAAAUGGAAGAAAGCAAUGGAAUUUCUACGUGAAACACUCAAAUUACAUGAAGAUUCGAAUGAAGCUUGGUUUUUAUUAGGUUUGGCAUAUCGAAAAUUACGAAUUUAUGAUGAAGCCAAAUACGCGAUUCAACAAUCACUGAGGAAGUUACCAGAUUAUAAAGACGCGGCUAGUGAAUUACGAAUCAUUCAAAGUUUACAAUCAGAGAAAAUUCAUGAUCGUCUUAAUGUUUAUGAUCGUAUGACAACCCGUGUUCAUCGUGAUGAAAAUUGUUCAGAUUUUAAUAUUUUAUCGAUUGAUGGAGGUGGAAUUCGAGGGUUGCUGCCCGCUAUUUGGCUGGCUGAAAUUGAACGUCGUACAAAUCGUUCAUCAGCAUCGAUGUUCCAUAUGAUGGCUGGAACAUCAACAGGGGCGAUCAUUGCAGCUGGUCUAUCUACUCCGAAUCGUGAUAAUGUUUGCACACCUCGUUAUAAAGCUGCUGAUAUUGUUAAACUUUAUGUAGAUCAUUCAAAUGAAGUUUUUCAGAAGCAAUCGGGAAGAUUGUAUCACGUGCGACGUUAUUUCUCCCAAGAAGCAAAAUAUGUUGACGAUGGUCGUCAGAAAUUAUUUGGACGGUAUUUUGAUCAUACACUUUUAUCACAAGUCUUAACUGAACUGGUUAUACCAGCAGUGAAAAAUGAUACGAAACUAACGCAUUUAUUUAACCGUUAUGAUUGUCGUUAUAAUCACGCACAAGAUUAUGAAUUACAGGAUAUUCUCAUGUGUACAUCAGCAGCACCAACUUAUUUCCCAUCGUAUAAAAUGGAUAAUUGUUCUUAUAUUGAUGGUGGUGUUCAAAUGAAUAAUCCAGCUAUGGGUGCAUAUGACGAAGCUAUACGAUAUGGUAAAUCGAAAGACAAAAUUUUUAUUCUGUCACUUGGUACCGGUGAUUAUGUACCAAAUCCAUUGCAUCCCAAUGCUAGUCGACAUUUAUUAUUUUAUGCGAUGCAUUCUCAACAAAUUUUAAAUAUUGUGUUCGAUGGACCACAAUAUAAUAUGGAUGUGCAUAUGUUAUCGGUUUUAAACAAAGAAAAAUACCAACGAUGGCAGUUGUGGUUUGAAGAACCGAUUGAAUUAGAUGCAAAAGACGAAUUAUCUAUUGAAGUAUUAUUUGAUAGUGCACGAGCAUAUUUUGAAGAAAUGGAAGAAUAUGACAAUGAUAAACGUUUAGGUCUUCUACUAGAUCGAUUAAAAGGCGAUGCACAUUAA
Adineta ricciae is the source of this 4575-nucleotide messenger RNA. Lineage: Eukaryota; Metazoa; Rotifera; Eurotatoria; Adinetida; Adinetidae. The record is from the annotation of a GenBank genome assembly.